AUGCCGAAAUACGUAUUCCACUACUUUGAUGGCAAGGGUUUGGGUGAGCCAGUGCGUCUGCUCCUGGCUUUCGGUGAUGAAGGUUUUGAAGACCACCGAGUAGCCUUCAAGGACUGGCCUGACUUUAAGCCAAAAACCCCCUUCGGUCAGAUGCCACUCCUAGAGUUUGAAGGCAAGCAGUACGCCCAGAGUCUGUCAAUCGCUCGCUACCUCGGCAAGAAGUACGGUCUGGCGGGAGAGUCCCUCGAGGAUGCUCUAGAGAUCGACCAGAACGUUGACCUCAUCAAUGACCUCCGUGCCAAGGCUGCAAUUGCAUCCUACGAAAAGGACGAGGCUGUGAAGGAGAAGAAGUACGCUGAAUUCAACAAGGACGUGUUCCCCAACAUGCUGGAGAAGUUAAACGAAAUCAUCACUAAGAACAACGGCCACAUCGCCAUUGGAAAGCUGUCUUGGGGAGACUUUGUCUUCGCUGGUAUGUUCGACUACAUCAAGCACUUGUUGGUUGUACCUGACUUGGAGAAGAAGUACCCAGCAUUCCAGAAGGUCGUAGACGCCGUGUACUCCAUUCCUAAGGUCAAGACCUACGCUGAUGCUGUAGGACCCACGGAAUUCUAA
Molecule: messenger RNA, 615 nt
Organism: Spodoptera littoralis (African cotton leafworm)
Lineage: Eukaryota; Metazoa; Arthropoda; Insecta; Lepidoptera; Noctuidae
Source: the annotation of a GenBank genome assembly